Messenger RNA from Bombina bombina (fire-bellied toad), 8067 nucleotides. It is a transcript of the gene F13A1, whose product is annotated as coagulation factor XIII A chain. Gene Ontology annotation, molecular function: protein-glutamine gamma-glutamyltransferase activity. The transcript is spliced from 15 exons. The record is from RefSeq and is a predicted model, not a curated record. Gene Ontology annotation, biological process: blood coagulation, fibrin clot formation; peptide cross-linking. Lineage: Eukaryota; Metazoa; Chordata; Amphibia; Anura; Bombinatoridae. Bases 105 to 2333 code for a protein of 742 amino acids.
GGGACCUUCUCCAAAAUAUUACAUAUGACAAAGGACAGUUUUAGUUCUGUAGGAAAGAGGAUUCCUCUCUAAGAAAUAUAAAGAAGAAAGUUAUUAUUACAAAAAUGUCUCAACCAAAAGAAACAAGUGUGAAGGAAAAGAAAAGGGCACCCGUCCCAGGCCAUACAGGUCGCAGUUCUCUGCCACCAAAUGUUUCCAAUUCAGAAGAAGAUGAGAUCCCUACCGUGGAAGCUUUUGGUCUUAUUCCAAGGGGUUUUAAUACAAAAGAUUACCUAGAAGUUCAAAAUGUUCACCUGUUCAAGCUGCCUAAUGAAAACAACAAGAAAGAACAUCACACUGAUAGAUACUUCAACAAUAAACUUAUUAUCCGGCGCGGACAAACUUUCAAUAUUCAGAUUGACUUUAACCGUCCGUACAAUCCAGAAAAAGACCAAUUUUGGAUAGAAUAUGUUGUAGGUCGAUAUCCACAACAAAGCAAAGGCACCUAUAUUCCCAUUCCUAUUGUGGAUGAAUUGGAAACAGGAAAAUGGGGAGCAAAAAUCACCCGGAAUGAAAUGAAUUCUGUUAAUUUGACCAUUUUAUCAGCACCUGACUGCAUCAUUGGCAAAUUCCGCAUGUAUGUUGCUGUUUUGACUCAAUUUGGAAUCUUGAGAUCAAGUAGAAAUUCAGAGACUGAUACCUACAUUCUCUUUAACCCUUGGUGCAAAGAGGACUCUGUUUAUAUGGAUGAUGAGCGAGAAAUAGAAGAAUAUGUUAUGAAUGAUGUAGGAGUCAUUUUCCAUGGAGACAUCACAAAUAUUAAGAGAAGAAGCUGGGAAUAUGGACAGUUUGAAGAAAGGAUCCUUGAUGCAUGUCUUUACCUGAUGGACAAAGCUCAGCUUGAUCUCUCAGGACGAGGGAACCCUAUCAAGAUAAGCCGUGUUGGAUCAGCAGUGAUAAAUGCCAAGGAUGAUGAUGGCGUUCUUGCUGGAAACUGGAACAAUGAUUACACUUACGGAGUUUCUCCUUCAGCCUGGACUGGAAGUGUGGACAUCUUAAUAGAAUACCAUAGCUCUGGAUUACCAGUAAGAUAUGGACAAUGCUGGGUCUUCGCUGGAGUCUUUACUACAUUUCUUCGCUGCUUAGGAAUCCCGGCACGACUUGUCUCCAAUUAUUUCUCUGCCCAUGAUAAUGAUGCAAAUUUGCAAACUGAUGUCUAUCUCGAUGAGGAUGGCAAAACUAAUACCACACUUACAAAGGACUCAAUCUGGAACUAUCACUGCUGGAAUGAAGCCUGGAUGACUCGACCUGACCUUCCUGUUGGAUUUGGAGGAUGGCAAGCAGUAGAUGCAACACCUCAGGAGACUAGUGAUGGUAUGUUUAGAUGUGGUCCUGCAUCAGUACAAGCCAUUAAACAUGGUCAUGUCUGCUUCCCAUUUGAUGCACCGUUUAUUUUUGCUGAGGUGAACAGUGAUAUUGUUUAUUCCAAGGCAAUGAGAGAUGGUUCAAAAGUGAUUGAGUAUGUUGACAAAACCCACGUGGGCCAGAAAAUUGUGACUAAAGAAAUUAGUGGAAAUGGUGCCCAGGAUAUAACAGAUACCUACAAAUUUUCUGAAGGCACUGAAGAAGAGAGACUAGCCCUUGAGGCUGCACUAAUGUAUGGUGUCAAAAAGGAAACCAGAGAAGAUCAGCUACAGUCUGUCCCUGAUGCUGAUAUGGACUUUCAGGCAGAUAAUGCAGUAUUUGGCAGUGACUUCAAAGUCACUUUAACUUUCAAGAAUCAGAGCACCAAUCAUUAUACAGUAUCUGCUUUUCUAACUGGACAUAUUGUAUUUUAUACUGGUGUCCUAAAGGCUGAAUUCAAGAAUGAGGACCUUGAACUGACAUUGGAACCAAUAUCCACGAAAACAGUAGAAGUUCAAAUAAAAGCCCAUGAGUACUUGAGUCAUCUGGUGGAACAGGCAUCCUUGCAUUUUUUUGUCACGGCUCGAAUUAAUGAAACAAAGAAGAUAUUAGCCCAACAGAAGAUUGUUGCGUUACAGGUUCCCGAUCUACGCAUUAAGGUUGUUGGAAACAAAAUGGUUGACAAAGAAAUGACUGUUAUGGUGGAAUUCACAAAUCCAUUAAAGAAAAAGCUUCAGAAUGUUUCCCUGAGAGUUAGUGGACCUGGCAUUUUGAAAACACGGACUAAAAUUUUCAAAGAAGUUCCAGUGAAUUCCACACUGAAAUGGGAAGAAAAAUGUGUGCCGCAGAGAGCAGGCUUGCGGAAGUUAAUUGCUUCACUUGACAGUGACCUGCUACGUCAUGUUUAUGGAGAGCUGGAUGUAGAGAUCUUAAGCGGAGAUGAUUCCUAAAGCAUUUUAGUGAUUAUUGCAAAUGUAAAAUGCACAUUUAUUGAGAUUAAAGAAUCAGAUACUUAGCAAAAGAAAAUUAUUUCUUUGGAGGAAAAAAAAAUCUAUGGUGGAUUUAUACAAAUAUCUUCUGAUGGUAUAACAGAGCUCAUUACUCAUAUAUCUUCUAAAUUAUGUCCAUAAUGUCACUGUUGCUGUCACAUUGUUACUUUACUAGCACAAAUCAGGCUUUAAGCAUACAUAUGGGAGAUUCUUCUGAAUUUAAUAUAUGAUACAAUUAAAUACAAAUUACAAUUUAAGGUACAUUAAAGAGAUGUGAAACCCAAACAUUUCUUUUGUAAUUCAGACAGAGCAUAUCAUUUUUUUUUUUUUUUCUAAUUUACUUCUAUUCUAAAAUUUGCUUCGUUCUCAUGAUAUUCUGUGUUGAAGAGAUACCUAGGUAGGUAUCUAGAGCACUACAUAGCAAUAAGUAGUGCUGUCAUCUAGUUCUCUUGCAAAUGGGUAACAUUUUAAUAUAUAGUUCUCCAGAAAUGGGCAUAAGUCACAGUUUUUUUAACAAAAAAUACCAAGAGAAUGAAGAAAAUUGAUAACUGAAGUAAAUUAGAAAGUUGUUUAAAAUCGCAUGUUCUAUCGUAAUCAUGAGAGAAAAAUGUUGGCUUUCAUAUCCCUUUAAAUAGAUAUUGAAUGUGCUCUGUCCAAAUUAAAGAUCAGCAUUAAAUAUUGUGCAUUUUGGUCUAAAAAUAUGAGAUAGAAUCUGUUUAAAUAUAAACAUAUAAUAAUAUACCAGUGUCAGUAAUGCACUUCCUAUUAAUUAUUAUUAUCUUACAUGUACUUCCUAUUAAUUAUUAUUAUCUUACAUGUACUUCCUAUUAAUUAUUAUUAUCUUACAUGUACUUCCUAUUAAUGGUCAGUGCUCAACCCUGAUACAUUUAAAAGGUAAAAAGCUUUUACUGGACAUCAAACCAUUUAACUGCUGCUCUUAAUUAGAAGACAAAGCAUUUUUGAGUGUAGUUCCCCUCUAUCUAAGGUGACUCAAAGUGGACUUGCUGGGUCAUGGAAGUAAUGCAUUAAAAGGGCAGUAAAGUGAAAAUGAAACAUUGAGAAUUCAGAUAGAGCAUAUAAUUUGCUUUGUUCUCUUGGUAUUGUUUGUUGAAGAAUACACCUAAAUAGGCUGAUAGGAUCUUAGGAGCGUGCACGUGUCUUUAAGAGUCUAAGGCAGCAGUGUUUGUAACUAUGUCUAACAUUUCUAUAAACAUUGUUGCAAACAGUGCUAAGCGCACGUGCACACUACUGAGCUCACCUAAGAUUGCUCUUUGACAAAAGAUAUCAAGAGAACUAAGUAAAAUUGAUAACAGACAUAUAGGGCGCAAUCCGAUAAAUAUCGUAGUUUGCGGCGCAAGCGAGGGAACCCCCACCGCCCGUAGUUUCAGCUCGCAACUCGAGCUAUCCUAUAUACUGCGCCAUCAGAUGCUAUAGUGCCGUAAGUCUGAUAAACCAGCGAUGUCCAGAAAUCUGCGUAAGUACAAAUUUCUGGAGUCGCCAGUGACUUACUGCACUUUAGAAACUGCCGGCGCUAAAUUAUUAAAUCUCCCGUACUGUCUAACACGCCUCCCAAACAUAGCCCGACACGUCUAACCCUCCAUCCACUAUCCCCCCUCACUAUCCUAACAAUAAAAAAUGUAUUAACCCAUAAACCGACGCUCCCGGACCCCACCGCCACCUAAUAAAGUUAUUAACCCCUAAACCGCCUCUCCCGGACCCCGCCGCCACCUACAUUAUCUAUACUACCCCCUAAUGUGAGCUCCUACCCCGCCGCCAUUUACAUUAACUACCCCCUAAUGUGAGAUCCUACCCUGCCACCAUCUACAUUAACUACCCCCUAAUGUGAGCUCCUACCCCGCCGCCAUCUACAUUAACUACCCCCUAAUGUGAGCCCCUUACACCGCCGUCAACUAUAUUAACCCUAAUUAUAUUAGGGUUAAUAUAGUUAAUAUAGUUAUUAUAUUAUAUAUAUAUUAACUAUAUUAACCCUAAUUAUAUUAGGGUUAAUAUAGUUAAUAUCGUUAUUAUAUUAUAUAUAUCUUAAGUAUAAUAACCCUAUCUAACUCUAACAUCCCUAACUAAAUUCUUAUUAAAAUAAACCUAAUUAAUAUUAUUAAUUAAAAUAUUCCUAUUUAAAUCUAAAUACUUAGCUAUAAAAUAAACCCUAAGAUAGCUACAAUGUAAUUAAUAAUUACAUUGUAGCUAUUUUAGGGUUUAUAUUUAUUUUACAGGUAACUUGGUAUUUAUUUUAACUAGGUACAAUAGCUAUUAAAUAGUUAAUAACUAUUUAAUAGCUACCUAGUUAAAAUAAUUACCAAUUUACCUGUAAAAUAAAUCCUAACCUAAGUUACAAAUAUACCUACACUAUCAAUAAAUUAAAUAAACUACAAAUAUCUAAACUAAAAUACAAUUAAAUAAACUAAACUAAAUUACAAAAACAAAGACUAAAUUAAAAAAAAAAAAAAAAAGAUUACAAGAUUUUUAAGCUAAUUACACCUAUUCUAAGCCCCCUAAUAAAAUAAUAAAGCCCCCCAAAAUAAAAAAAUGUCCCUACCCUAUUCUAAAAUACAAAAGUUAACAUCUCUAUUACCUUACCAGCCCUUAAAAGGGCCUUUUGCGGGGCAUGCUCCAAAGAAAUCAGCUCUUUUGCCUGUUAAAAAAAACACAAUACCACCCCCCAACAUUACAACCCACCACCCACAUACCUCUACUCUAACCCAAACCCCCCUUAAAUAAACCUAACACUACCCUCCUGAAGAUCUCCCUACCUUGUCUUCACCCAGCCGGGCAGAACUCUUCAUCCGAUCCGGGCGAUGUCUUCAAUCAAGCGGCAGAGAAGAAGUCUUCCAUCCGGCGAUGUCUUCAAUCAAGCGGCAGAGAAGAGGUCCUCCAUCGGGGCGAAGUUUUUUUCCAAGCGGCAUCUUUAAUCUUCUUUCUUAGCUCCUCCGACGCGGAACAUCCAUCCGGCACGACGACUUCCCGACGAAUGAGGUUCCUUUAAAUGACGUCAUCCAAGAUGGCGUCCGUCGAAUUCCGAUUGGCUGAUAGGAUUCUUUCAGCCAAUCGGAAUUAAGGUAGAAAAAUCUGAUUGGCUGAUUGAAUCAGCCAAUCAGAUUCAAGUUCAAUCCGAUUGGCUGAUUGUAUAUAAUUAGGGUUAAUAUAGUUAAUAUAUAUAAUAUAAUAACUAUAUUAACUAUAUUAACCCUAAUAUAAUAAGGGUUAAUCUAUUUAAUAUAGCUGGCGGCGGUGUAGGGGGAUUAAAUUAGGGGUUAAUCUAUUUAAUAUAGCUGGCGGCGGUGUAGGGGGAUUAAAUUAGGGGUUAAUGUAAUUAAUAUAGCUGGCGACGGGGUAGGGGGAUUAAAUUAGGGGUUAAUGUAAUUAAUAUAGCUGGCGGCGGGGUAGGGGGAUUAAAUUAGGGGUUAAUGUAAUUAAUAUAGCUGGCGGCGGUGUAGGGGGAUUAUAUUAGGGGUUAAUAAUUUUAAUAUAGCUGGUGGCGGGGUAGGAGCUCACAUUAGGGGGUAGGUAAUAUAGCUGGCGGCGGGGUAGGAGCUCACAUUAGGGGGUAGUUAAUGUAGGUGGCGACGGUGUAGGGGGAUCACAUUAGGGGGUUAUACUUUUAAUGUAGGUGGCGGCGGGGUCCGGGAGCUGUGGUUUAGGGGUUAAAUACUUUAUUAGGGAUUGCGGCGGGGGAUCGCAGUUGACAGGUAGAUAGACAUUGCGCAUGCGUUAGGUUUUAUUUAGCAGGUAGUUUAGGGAGUUACAGGGCUCCAAUAGACAGCGUAAGGCUUACUACGGCUGCAUUUUGUGGCGAGGUGAAAAUGGAGUAAGAUUUCUCCAUUUUCGCCAUGUAAGUCCUUACGCUGUAUAUUGGAUACCAAACUGCGCGGGUUUGGUAUACCUGCCUAUGGCCCAAAAAACUAUGGGCGAAGGCAAAAAUAUACGAGCAUAACUUCUAGGUUACGCCGUACAUAGGAUACCAAACCCGCGCAAAAUUCGGCGUCGCCGGCUUUUGCGGGCGACGCUGCAUAUCGGAUCGGGCCCAUAUUGAGAAGUUGUUUAAAAUGACAUGCUUUAUCCAAUCCAUUAAUGACUAAUAGUUUGACUUUAUUGUCCCUUUAACAUUUGUUAAGGAUUUUCUGCAAGAACUUUAAAUCCCUUUGCUUUAAAAUUUUAUUUCUAGAUUAUCACUUCUGAGUCUGCAAAACUUAGUUGGCUAGAUCAUAUUCUAAUUAGAAAUGCAACAAUAAGAUUUUGCUGCUACUACCAGUUGUUAAGAUAUAUACCCUUUUCUUUUAUUGUUUAAAGGGACAUAAUACUCAUAUGCUAAAUCACUUGAAACUGAUGCAGUAUAACUGUAAAAAGCUGACAGGAAAAUAUCACCUGAGCAUCUCUAUGUAAAAAAGGAAGAUAUUUUACCUCACAAUCUCUUCAGCUCAGCAGAGUAAGUUCUGUGUAAAAAGUUAUACUCAACUGCUCCCAGCUGCAGGUAAAAAAAAUUAAAAAAAUGAAGAAAUGAACAGCAGCCAAUCAGCAUCAGCAGUGCUGAGGUCAUGAACUUUUACUGUGAUCUCAUGAGAUUUGACUUGACUCUCAUGAGAUUUCAUUGUAAACUUCCUUUACCUGAUUGGUGAAAUAAGAUGAGAGUGCAUGAUGCUCAACCCUUUCAGAUGUCCCAGGACAGAAACACUAAAAUGCUGCUUAGAAAUCAUUUACAAUGGGAGGUGGCUACUGAGGAACUUUUGAGGUAAAAUAUCUUUCUUUUUUACAUAGAGAUGUUCAGGAGAUAUUUUCUAGUCAGCUUUUUACAGCUAUGCUGCAUCACUUUCAAGUGUUUAAACAUUUGGGUAUUAUGGCCCUUUAAAUGUUUUAAACACCUACAUUUUUCACACCUAUAAAUGACUGAAGAUCGUGUUAGAUCACAAUCCAGUUGUAAAAGUAACUAUUGAUAGUAAAAAAAAAAAAAAAAGAACAUAUAUAUGAAGACUUACAUUAUCACAAGCUAAUUUUACAACUGAUAUAAUGUAGCCCUUAGUAUGCUAGUGUUUGUUUAAACAUUUUGAGCCAUUUUGUUCACUCAUGAGAUUGUACAGUGAUCCUAUAAGGAAGACUGGUGAAAAACAUCUCUAAAAUCCUCACUACAUUGUGAAAAAAUGAUUUCUAUUAUAUUCACACACAUGAAUUUAAGUUUUUUUUACUUGACUUUUCUCUCAAAAUUGCUAAACCGUGAAUGUAACAGACUUUGUAAAAAAAAAAAGGUCACUUACUUUGAGAUGUAUUCAGUAGUGAUGAUUCAUAGAAAUUCAUAUGGAAGUCAACACAAGUUCACAGAUACCUUGUAGCUCAUUGUUUCACAUUGGGAUUUAUAAAGGCAGAGUACAUGAGAGUAGAUAAAUAUACAUUACACUCUUAGCCUGGAGGGUGCGUGCCACAAAUUAUACCUGUCUCAUAAGUGUAGAAAUAGAAAUAGUCUACAUUUAGAGCAGCCCUUAGCUAUUUUCAAUAUUUUCUGAUUGUUUUUAGAUUAAUAACAUUUACUUAUAAUCAUUUGUUAAAAGUUUUUUUCUUAUGAUUGUUUUAUGGUACACAAACAUUCUCACUUGUUAUAUGCAUGUAUUAGUGCUUUUUAAUGGAAAUGUUAAAUUGUACAACAGCUUUCUAAUGAAACCAUUAAAUAAAGUAUGUUUGAUGAUACUUA